AUAGACCCUCCUACCUCCCUUCUCUGGCUGAAAAACAGAGUAUCUCAGGGCUUUGUGUGCAUCUUUCCCACCGUCUCCACCCUGUCCCAGCUGCUGGAGACUGCUCGCAGCUGGCCAGGCGCGGCGGGAUGGGACUUGGGGAGGGGAAGCCUCUAUCAGCACCCACACCCUGUGUCUCCUCCUUUGGCUUUGAUCCUGGAGCAAAUCUCCCAGCUUGGAGCUAGAUCGGCUCUUACACCCAAGCAUGCUCCCAGGGCUGGAGGGAGCUGUGAAUUUUGCAAGAGCUGCCUGUGUGGAUGUUCUCAGCAGAGCCCUCUUUGGGAGGGCUGGGGCAUGGAUGCUGCUGGAGCAGGAUCUGCCUGCAUUGAGGGUGUGAUCCCAUGUAGGGAGGGGGCAUUGUGGUGUACAGGAAAGAGGAGCUUUGCUCAUGUCCAGAAUCUGCCACACUGGGCAGGGACCCCUGAAGGUGGCAUGAAUAGCCAAGUGUCAUCUAUGUCUUACCACAGCUGUCUGUCCCUGCAGCUCUGGACAAUCUUCUGCACCUCCCUGCGGCCAGCAGUGCCCUGCUCAGCCAGGCAUCUCCUCCUUGGGCCUUGCCUAUGGGAGGUGGGCUCUUGCCUUGCCCUGGGAGUGCAAGCCGUGGGCAUCAGAGGAGCUGGGGAUCUGCUUGAGAAGACUGGGCUGAAUUCAUUGUGGCUGUGGCUGCAGCUGCUUGGUGACAAAUAGCAGCCACAGACAGAGACAGGGACAGGGGGGACAGCCUGCCCAGUUCACCUCCAGACAUGCCACCCUUAUCAUCGGGAAGCUGAGGCAGAGAUAAGAGCAGUUCGCUUCGAGUCCAGCCAAGGCAGCCGUGAGCCAGGGAUAUGGCAGAGGCUCCAUGAGGAGGGCGAUGGGAGCAGAUGCUGCACAUCAGAGCGGGGGAUGCAUCCUCAGCCCCUGGCUGCUGCUCCCCCUGCCCAUUGCUACCCCCCAAGCAAGACCCUCUGAUGGAUUCUGAGCCCCUUCCCAGGCUUGUGGCAUUUCCUUCAUCCCCCAGAGCUGCAGGAUGGGGGGACUGGGAGAGCCAGAGCCAGAGCCAGAGCCAGAGCCAGACUGGGAGAGCCAGAGCUCCUCACUUUGCACAGCCCCUCAUGGCUUGUCCCUGUCCCUCGGGUGCUCUUCCUGGCUGUGGCUGGGUUGCCGGGACAGCAGGAAGGCUGGGAUGGCUGGCAUGCUGCGGCACCCUGCUGACUGCUGCCAGCUGCUGGGAGCUGGUUCCUCAGGAAGCAGCCGUCGGGGAGAGCAUCCUCUCAUCACCACCCGGAAAGCCCAGCACAGAUCACAAACUCCUCCAUCCCUCCAGGAAUGUGAGUGUUCCUGCUGGAAUCAUCCUGUGCAAGCAGCAUUUCAUGGACAAAUCUCCGGUGAGGCCACAGCAGAGCUGUCAGGCGCUGGCUUUGAGGUGGGGAAGAUGGGGAUGACACUUUUAUGGCUCCCAUUCAGCCAAAUGCUCAGCCAGCCCUAGGCACGUGCCCUAAACAUGUGCUCCCAGGUCAGAGCUUCCCUGUCACUGCACAGCUUUGCUCAACCUGAAACCUGUGGUCACACCCAGGGUACAUCUCUGGGAAUAGAAAACAAAAAGAGGAUGAGAGAAGGAAGGGAAGGAAUGAAGGAGACUCCUUCCUCAGGGUCUGCUGGUGGCCAGAUCCUUCCUCACGCCUCUGCUCCCUAGGAGGAGAUGGAGAAAUCACUGGCCACGACCAGACAAGAGUGGCUUAAGGUGAGGCAGGAGCUGUUGCAGAAGAGAGGUGCCAGGAGGCACCCCUAUCCCCUUCCCUCCUGCUGCUCCCCUCCUCAGGCCGGGCAGAGGAUGGCUGCUGGCAGGUGCUGUGGUGCAGGCAGUGCAGGACACUGUGGGGCUUGUUCCUCACUUCUGGAACAAUGGGAUAGCCAUGCCAGGGAGCAGCGUGCCCCAACAGGGCUGUCUGCUUUCUGCACAGCCCGGGGGCGGAGGGAACCAUCCCAACUGCUGGAUCACUAAAACAACUUGGGCAAGCAGCUGCAGCGGGGCACUGACGGCCAGGAUGCAGCUGGGACACCAUCCCACCACCUCCUCCGGCCAAGUGGCAGGGCUGGGGGUAGCAGGGACCCUCGGCCAGGAUUCAGGCAGUGCAGUGGCCCCUUGCCGGAAGAUUUAAUUGUCCCUCCAUUGUGGGCAGGCGGGCGGGCGGCGCGCCCGGCCGUCACACUCCCGUGUCCCGGGGCAGCCCGGCUCCGCCGCGUCCCGCCUCGGGCAGCUCUGGCACGGCUGCGAUUGUGCAGGCAAAAGGAGAACAAGGAAGAGCAGUGCCUCCAGACCGUGGGUCCCGCAGCCAUCCCUGGUCGGGGCUUCCCACGGGGGGCACGGGCUGUGGUGCCGGCGCUGGCGGCAGAUAACGCCGUUUCCUCGCUGGCUGCUCGCUAUCAGCGCGGCGGCGACGGGCAGGCAGGAUCGCAUCCCGAGCAAUCCGUGCUGGGCGCUGUCGGGAAGGGCUCCUGGCCCCCUUCACCCCGCAGCCAGCCUCGGGCCGUUUAUUUUUACACGGGUUGUUUUCUUUCCGGCUUGAAGCCAUCCUGCACGGCGGCAAGAGCUGGACCGGGGCCCCCACGCCUCAUUUCCUUGCCGUAAAACAACAAAGUGGGGGGUGAAGCAGCGCACUAGACUGGGACAGCGGGUCGAUGGGUCAGGGCACACGCCGCAUCGUGGUUCCUCUGUUUGUCCCUUCUGUCUAUCCCCUGACCGGCAUCCCCUGGCGGUGCCGCGGCCGUGCUGCCCUUCCUGAGGACUCGAUCUCCCUGGAGCUGUAUCUGCCUGUCUGUGUGCCAGUGGGAGCUGGCAUGGAGGGCAUCACCCCAGUUUAGGGAUGAUGCCCCCACAGAUGGGUGCAACUGGGCACCCCAGAGUUUUUGCCCUGGUUUCUGUACCUCUGCUUUGUCCCCACAGCAUCAAGAAGACCCUGAAGAGGCUGAACCCCGCAGCUCAGCUGUCUCUGCUGAAUUCCAGAACUGGCAGACACUGGGCACAGAUCACUCCGUGCCACAGCCCACCUGUCCCAAGCUGCUUGUGCCUGUAGUGCUCCUGCCACAUGUGUGUUGGGCACCUCCUUUGUCUGGAGACUGUGGCCAGUCCCCUCCAGUGGGAUGUGGGACAAGGGAUGUCUCAUCUUCCCUGGCACUGUGACUUCACCGAAGCUUUGCUUGGGACAUCACAGGAUCCCAGCAGCCCCAACGGGCAAGUUUUUUCCCACUGCUGCCCCUUCCAAGCCGGGGGCAGUGCAGGCAGCUGGCACACUGCAGAUAAGCCCGGGCUUGCUUCCCAGUCAUGCUGCUGCUCCCACUCCUCCUGAAGGUCACCCUGCUGCCCCUGGCCAGUGGCUCCUACCACCCCUUCUACAACGGCUUCUACUACAACCACAUCAUGAAUGACAAUGGCGACGAGCAGGACAAAGUGGAUUACUUCAGCGGAUCCAAACUAGUGGUGGAAGCUUCCAAAGACCCUGUCUACAGCUACAAUGGUGCCAAUGUCACCCUACCCUGCCACUACCGCUACGAGCCCGACCUGGGACCCAAGCGCAAAAUCCGCAUCAAGUGGUCCAAGCUGCGGGAUGACUACACCAAAGAGCAGGAUGUGAUGGUGGCCAUUGGCAAGACCUACGUGGCCUUUGGGGACUUCAAGGGCCGUGCCCACAUCCGUCAGGCUGGUGAGGCCAGCUGGCACGAGGCCUCGCUGGUCAUCAGCGACGUGCGCUUGAAGGACGAUGGCAAAUACCGCUGCGAGGUCAUCGAUGGGCUGGAGGAUGAGAGCGAUGUUGUGGACCUCCGGCUGCAAGGCAUCGUGUUCCCCUACCAGCCUCCCCGCGGGCAGUACAGGCUCAAUUUCCACGAAGCCGAGCAAGUGUGCCAGGACCAAGGUGCCAUCCUCGCCAACUUUAACCAGCUCUUCCAGGCGUGGAGCGAGGGGCUGGACUGGUGCAACGCGGGCUGGCUGGCCGAUGGCACGGUGCAGUACCCCAUCCGCCUGCCCCGCAAGCCCUGCGGGGGCGUGCACCUCGCCCCGGGCAUCCGCAGCUACGGCCCGCGGCACCGGCACCUCCACCGCUUUGAUGCCUUUUGCUUCUCCUCCGCCCUCAAAGGAGAGGUUUUCUACCUGGACGGCCUGGCUGGGAUGACGCUGGAGGAGGCCAAGCAGAGCUGCCAGGAUGCAGGGGCCGAGAUCGCCCGGGUGGGGCAGCUCUACUCCGCCUGGAAGUUCGUGGGGCUGGACCGCUGCAAUGCCGGCUGGCUGGCAGAUGGCAGUGUCCGCUACCCCAUUGUCACACCCCGGGCCAACUGUGGCCCCGCGGAACCCGGUGUCCGCAGCUUUGGCUUCCCCAGAAAGGGCAGGUUUGGAGUCUUCUGCUACAGAGAGAGAUAAGGAGCCUGGAGGGAUCCUUCUUGGACAAAGGAUGUUUCCAGCCUGCCAGUGCCCAGUGUCGGGCAUUUCCAAGGGCUGUUCUGGGGGUGAAUGGGGGGAGGUGGGAUGGGGGGAGGUUUCUUUUUGUUUUGUUUUGUUUCCUUCCUUUAUAUUUUCCACAUCUUGCUCAGCAGCUGGCACUUGCAGCUGCUUGGUGUGGCUGCCAGCCGGGCAGCGUGGGACAAUCCCUGCGGUGGGAUGUGUUCAAGGAUGAUCCCCAUGGGCUACUGCUGCCACCCCACUUGGCCGUGCCACCCCAUGGGUGGUGACCCCUUCCUGUGGUGGCAGGCUGUCACUGACACACAUCUGCCCUUCCAGGCUGGUCCUGCCUCCCAGCUCAUGAGGCAAGGCCAUGAGGGAGCGAGGCAAGGCUGGAUUUGGCCAGAGCAGAGAGCAGGUAUCUCCAUUGCAUCCUGGCCCCUCUUCCAGCCCCAUCCAUGUCCCUCUGAAGGAUACCAUUGUGCCUAUCUCUGCUGGAGUACAAGUGCCUUAUCUCUAUGUGCCCCUUGCCUGAACUCCAUUUGAACUCUGGUGCCUUCUUCUCUGAGCAUUGGCUAUGAAAAGAUGUGUUUUUCUGGACAUCUUCUAAUAAA
Messenger RNA from Onychostruthus taczanowskii (white-rumped snowfinch), 5067 nucleotides. It is a transcript of the gene HAPLN3, whose product is annotated as hyaluronan and proteoglycan link protein 3. Gene Ontology annotation, molecular function: hyaluronic acid binding. Gene Ontology annotation, biological process: cell adhesion. NCBI's taxonomy places the organism in Eukaryota, Metazoa, Chordata, Aves, Passeriformes, Passeridae. The transcript is spliced from 5 exons. The coding region runs from base 3344 to 4435 and encodes 363 amino acids. The record is from RefSeq and is a predicted model, not a curated record.